UGAUUCGUCCAACCAACAAAAACCCUCUCUUCUCUCUCCGUCUCUUUCGUACUACUACUCGUCAGUCUCGCUCGGCUUACAGCUAGAGAGAGAGAGAGAGAUGGAGAGAGCGGAAGAGGACGAAGAGAAUUCUGCAAUGACGGCGAACAGUGAAGCGGAGGAGGGGAAAGCAAGGCUGUACGAGGCUUACAAUGAGCUGCACGGUUUGGCGCAGGAGUUCCAGACCCCCUUCGACGCGCCGGCGGUUGUGGUCGUCGGCCACCAGACUGACGGCAAAAGUGCCCUCGUCGAAGCCAUAAUGGGCUUCCAGUUCAAUCACGUGGGAGGCGGCACCAAGACCCGCCGCCCCAUCACCCUCCACAUGUGCUACAAUCCCCAUUGCCAUUCCCCUCUCUGCCACCUCCUUUCCGACUCCGACCCCUCCCAGCCCCAGCAGAAAUCUCUUCAAGAAAUCCAGGCAUAUAUUGAAGAUGAAAACAUGAGGUUGGAACAUGAUCCUUGCCAGUUCUCUGCUAAGGAAAUCAUAAUUAGGGUAGAAUAUAAAUAUUGUCCAAACCUCACCAUUAUAGACACUCCAGGACUUAUUGCUCCUGCUCCUGGUCGAAAAAACCGAGCUUUACAGGGGCAAGCUUGUGCAGUGGAAUCUCUAGUGCGAGCAAAAAUGCAGCAUAAAGAGUUCAUCAUAUUAUGCCUUGAAGAUUGCAAUGACUGGAGCAAUGCAACAACACGGAGGGUGGUAAUGCAAAUUGAUCCUGAGCUAUCCAGGACUGUGAUUGUUGCAACAAAGCUUGAUACAAAAAUUCCUCAGUUUGCACGUGCCUCAGAUGUGGAAGUUUUUCUUUCUCCACCUGGACGUACACUUGAUGGCUUCAUGUUAGGUGACUCUCCAUUUUUCACAUCUGUCCCUUCAGGAAGAGUUGGUUCUGGACAUGAAUCAGUUUAUCGAUCAAAUGACGAGUUCAAACAGGCUAUUUCUAUGAGAGAGAUGGAAGAUGUAGUAUCAUUGGAGGAGAAGUUGGGUCGUCAACUCUCAAAGCAGGAAAGAAGUAGAAUAGGUGUGAGCAGACUCAGGAUAUUCUUAGAGGAAUUGCUGAAGAAAAGGUAUAUGGAUAGUGUUCCAUUGAUCAUUCCACUUCUUGAAAAGGAACAUAGGAGCACAACAAGAAAGCUUAAUGAAAUAAAUGAGGAACUCAGCACUUUGGAUGAAGUAAAAUUGAAGGAGAAAGGAAGAGCUUUCCACGAUUUGUUUUUGACCAAGUUGUCGCUCUUAUUGAAAGGGACAGUUGUUGCACCCCCAGAUAAAUUUGGAGAAACACUACAAGAUGAGAGGAUAAAUGGAGGGGCAUUUGUGGGGACUGACGGUCUUCAGUUUCCACACAAACUAAUACCUAAUGCAGGAAUGCGUCUUUAUGGAGGUGCUCAAUAUCACCGGGCAAUGGCUGAAUUUCGUUUUGUUGUUGGUGGAAUAAAAUGUCCGCCGAUUACACGAGAAGAAAUUGUAAAUGCAUGUGGAGUCGAAGAUAUUCACGAUGGGACAAAUUAUUCUAGAACAGCUUGUGUGAUUGCUGUUGCAAAGGCUCGUGAUACAUUUGAACCUUUAAUCUAUCAGUUGGGUUUUAGACUCUUACACGUUCUGAAGCGAUUGCUUCCCAUCUCUGUCUAUCUUCUUCAGAAAGAAGGUGAGUUCCUAAGUAGACAUGAGGUAUUUCUGAGGCGUGUUGAAUCUGCCUUCAACAAUUUUGCAGAAUCCACUGAAAAAUCAUGCCGCGAAAAAUGUAUGGAGGAUUUAGUUAGCACCACCCGUUAUGUGACCUGGUCUCUCCACAAUAAGAAUCGUGCUGGAUUACGUCAUUUCUUAGAUUCAUUUGGUGGAACAGAACAGAACACCACUGGUGGUAAUUCUGUAUCAGCUGGUCUGCCUCUGGAGUCAUCUUCAUUUGGAUCAAUGGUCAAUGAAAAGCAUGACGCUAAGCCAAGGGUGGAUGUAAAAAUCAAUAAUCUGUCCUUGGGUAUGGACUCUAGUGCCGCUAUGCAGACAUCAGAGAUGAGGCUAGCUGAUCUUUUAGAUAGCACACUUUGGAACAGGAGGCUUGCUCCUUCUUCUGAAAGGAUUGUAUUUGCUCUGGUACAACAGAUAUUCCAUGGCAUUAGAGAAUAUUUUCUGGCUUCUGCUGAAUUAAAGUUCAACUGUUUUCUUCUAAUGCCGGUAGUUGACAAGUUGCCUGCACUCCUUCGUGAGGAUAUAGAAUCCACAUUUGAAGAUGAUAUGGAUAAUAUUUUUGAUAUUACUAAUCUGCGCCGUUCAUUGGGGCAACAGAAGAGAGAAACAGAAAUUGAGCUGAAACGGAUACAAAGGCUUAAAGGAAAAUUCAGACAGAUCCAUGAGAGGUUUAAUUUCCAGCAGUUCAUGUUGACGACAUAGCUAGUGUGUGAGUGCCGCUUGGUGAUUCUUCUUGUGGAGUGGGCAUCCAUCAUCCGAACUGUAGAUAAAAGUGAAAUGUUUGAGAUAUGUUAUUGGCUUGUUUUUUCAUUUGCUCAAUUUUCAGAAAAGAGGCGUUAUGUUGGUAUUAGUAUUAGAUGCCUUUUAUGGAUACCAUGUAUUAAAAAAUAUAUUGUUUCUGUUUACUUGCUGUAAUUCUAAUGACUAAUUUGCUUUGAACCAGUAUUGCCAAAAAAAAUGUCAAUGCACUA
Diospyros lotus (date-plum) is the source of this 2691-nucleotide messenger RNA. Its product is annotated as dynamin-like protein ARC5. The transcript has 17 exons. Lineage: Eukaryota; Viridiplantae; Streptophyta; Magnoliopsida; Ericales; Ebenaceae. Gene Ontology annotation, cellular component: microtubule; cytoplasm; membrane. Gene Ontology annotation, molecular function: microtubule binding; GTPase activity; GTP binding. The coding region runs from base 101 to 2422 and encodes 773 amino acids. The record is from RefSeq and is a predicted model, not a curated record.